This is a messenger RNA of Penicilliopsis zonata CBS 506.65, 987 nucleotides long. RefSeq lists its product as hypothetical. The coding region runs from base 1 to 987 and encodes 328 amino acids. The transcript has 4 exons. NCBI's taxonomy places the organism in Eukaryota, Fungi, Ascomycota, Eurotiomycetes, Eurotiales, Aspergillaceae. Gene Ontology annotation, biological process: proteasome-mediated ubiquitin-dependent protein catabolic process; protein catabolic process in the vacuole; protein targeting to vacuole. Gene Ontology annotation, cellular component: GID complex; extrinsic component of membrane. The record is from RefSeq and is a predicted model, not a curated record.
AUGCCGACCCCGAGGGAUCACCACACGCUACAACUAGCUGCUACACCGACCGCGGAGGACGCAUCGACGCGAACCACCUGUCCGCCAGAGACCGAUCGCUUUCUGAGCUGGAGAGAGCUCGAGGGCGAUGUCGGUAUCGGUGCGGCCGCCGAUGCUGCCGCCGCUGCUGCUGCUCAGGAGACUGCGCCCUCACCGACUGCCGCCCUGAGUGCAUCCGACGAUGGGGCUGCCCUUUCCCCCACGCAGUCCUUGGAGGGGAAGCCGGCCAAACCCGCUGCGACACCAGAUGAGGAGGCCGUGGCGAGGCGAGCGAGUCCCUCCAAUGAAUCCUCCCGUUCUCUAUCGCCGGCGAUCCCUGUCACGGCCCCUUCAACCGCAUCGCUGCUCAGCUAUGAGUUCUCAAAUCUUCGUCUGUUACCAAAUCAUACGUCGUCGUUCCUUCGAGCCGGUAGUAAGUUUGUCGGCACGCAGCAAUCCGACCAGCAAAUAUACAAUGUCAAUGUGGAUAUAAAACAUGUUGAUAUGACAGAGUCAUACCUCUGCGGCUAUCUGUGCAUACAAGGCCUGACUCAAGACCAUCCUACCCUGACCACCUUUUUCGAGGGCGAGAUGAUCGGCCCGAAAUACAACUUUCUUACACGCAAUGAAUCAUGGGGUGCUACGGAGAAGACGGAUAUGUUGCAUUGGGCUAGAUUCCCGGCAUGGAAGCCGUUGGUGAAACACGCCAAACGGCCGGAUUUCACCCAUCGCAACUUCGCCCAACGCGAUCAUAUCUUCAUGCGAUGGAAGGAAUACUUCCUCGUCCCUGAUCACCGCGUCAAGUCCAUCUCUGGCGCAAGCUUCGACGGCUUCUACUACAUAUGCUUCAAUCAAGUCGAGGGAACCGUCAGCGGCAUAUACUUUCAUUCACAGAGCGAGAAGUUCCAGCAACUCGAACUCAAGCAUGUGAAGGACUGUGGGUGCGCCCCAGCCAUGGAGUUCCGCUGA